AUGAGCGACAGCGCCACCACGAUCGAUCAGGCCGAAGUGGACCGGUUUUCCCGGCUGGCGGCGGAAUGGUGGAACCCGAAGGGCAAGUUCAAGCCGCUGCACAAGUUCAACCCGGUCCGCCUGACCUACAUCCGCGACACGGUGUGCGCCCAUUUCGGUCGCGAUCCGAAUGCGCCGAAACCGUUCGAGGGGCUGCGGCUGCUCGACAUCGGCUGCGGCGGCGGGCUCUUGAGCGAGCCAAUGUCACGUCUGGGGGCCGAUGUGGUCGGCGCGGACGCGUCCGAGACCAACAUCGAAGUUGCGAAAAUCCACGCCGAUCAAUCGGGAGUUGACGUCGACUAUCGCGCCACGACCUCCGAGGCGCUCGAGGCGGCCGGCGAGACGUUCGACAUCGUGCUCAACAUGGAGGUGGUCGAGCAUGUCGCCGAUGUGGACCUGUUCAUGAAGAGCUGCGCGGCGAUGGUGCGGCCCGGCGGGCUGAUGUUCGUGGCCACGAUCAAUCGCACCACCAAGGCCUGGGGGCUGGCGAUCGUUGGCGCCGAAUAUGUGCUGGGUUGGCUGCCCAGGGGCACGCACCAGUACGAAAAGCUGGUCAAGCCAUCGGAAAUCGAUGCGGCGCUUUCCGGAACAGGUGUCGAAGUGUUCGACCGCAGCGGCGUCUUCUACAAUGUGCUGGCCGACGAAUGGCGCCUGUCUCGCGACAUGGAUGUCAACUAUAUGGUCGUGGCGCGGCGCGGCGCUUGA
Messenger RNA from Effrenium voratum, 744 nucleotides. NCBI's taxonomy places the organism in Eukaryota, Dinophyceae, Suessiales, Symbiodiniaceae. The record is from the annotation of a GenBank genome assembly.